This is a messenger RNA of Lentinula edodes (shiitake mushroom), 3231 nucleotides long. Its product is annotated as cytochrome P450. Bases 1 to 3231 code for a protein of 1076 amino acids. Gene Ontology annotation, molecular function: NADPH-hemoprotein reductase activity; heme binding; aromatase activity. The transcript has 23 exons. The record is from RefSeq and is a predicted model, not a curated record. Gene Ontology annotation, cellular component: cytosol. Lineage: Eukaryota; Fungi; Basidiomycota; Agaricomycetes; Agaricales; Omphalotaceae.
AUGUCUGCCCAAUCCAAAAUACCACAACCGCCGACCCUACCUUUUAUUGGCAAUGUCGCACAUCUUGACAGAGAGUUGCCUAUCCAAGGCUUCACCCUUUUAGCUCAACAAUAUGGAGAAAUAUAUCUCAUUGACAUUCUUGGCCGCAAGCUCAUAUUCUUGAACACGCAAGAACUUGCGAAUGAAGUUUCUAACGACGCUGCGUUUCGGAAAGGCGUGGUAGGGUCGCUGAAUGAAGUACGGUAUCUUUCAGGUGAUGGUCUAUUCACUGCCUAUGAAGAUGAACCUAACUGGGCGAUAGCACAUCGACUUUUGUUGCCUGCAUUCAAUACCAUGGCCAUUCGAGAUAUGAUGGAAGACAUGCGCGAUAUCUGUAGUCAACUUCUUCUCAAAUGGGAACGCUUCGGACCCGACCAUGUUAUUGACCCAUCAGACGAUCUUACUAGAGUGGCUCUCGAUACUAUCGCUCUAUGCUCUAUGUCAUAUCGAUUGAAUUCCUUUUACACUGAGAAUCAGCCCGCCUUCGCCGCAGCUAUGACUGAUUUCUUGAAAGAAUGUUAUAUUCGCUCUACCCGUCCAAGUUUUAUGCAAGCCUUGAUGUCGGGUACCACAGCGAAGUGGGAAAGCGACGCAAAAUUUAUGACGGAUGUUGCGACUCGUAUUCUUAACGAUCGAAGAGAAAAUCCUAUCGAGAAGAAAGACUUGCUUGACACUAUGCUUUAUUCAAAAGAUCCCAAAACGGGGCAGGGCUUGAGCGAUGAUGCGAUAGUGAAGAAUCUCCUCACUUUUUUGAUAGCAGGUCAUGAAACCUCUUCAGGCCUUAUGAGUUUCAUGACUUACUACCUCAUCAAAAAUCCCGAAACAAUGCGCAAAUUGCAAGCGGAGGUCGACGAAGUCCUUGGUGGACAGCCUGUUCAAUACCAGGACUUGAGCAAGAUGCCUUAUCUCACCGCGGUAAUCCGAGAAACGCUUCGUCUCGCUCCUACCGCUCCUAUGCGGAUGGUAAAGUCAUUAGAAGACACUUAUCUUGCCAAGGGGAAAUAUUUUGUCAAGGCGGGUUCGUCUUUGAUAGUCAACACGUGGGUGUAUCAGAAGGAUCCCAAGGUUUGGGGAGAAGAUGCUCAAGAGUUUCGCCCUGAAAGAAUGUUAGACGGGAAAUUCGAAGCACUUCCGCCCCAGUCCUGGCAACCAUUUGGAUUCGGAAUGAGAGGAUGCAUAGGUCGGCCUUUUGCAUGGCAGGAAGUCAGCCUUGUAAUGGCUUCAAUUCUGCAAAAAUUCGAUCUGUCUUUUGUGGACCCAACUUAUAAUCUAGAAUUGAAGCAAGCGCUUACUGUCAAACCAAAAGAUCUAUUUAUACGUGCCAAGCUCCGUCAUCAAGCUCCCCAUUUCUACCCAACUGCAUCUAUUCUCAAACAAGUUUCGCAGAAUAGUACCGCUCUUUCUGUUGCUGCUGUAUUCAAAACCGAAGCGAGACGUCCUAUGUAUAUUUUCUAUGGGUCAAAUACUGGAACCUCGGAAGCUUUCUCACAAAGAAUCGCGAAUGAUGCUCCGAGUUAUGGGUUUGCACCCAGACUUGGUAGCCUUGAUUCGGCAACUGGCCACCUCCUUACCGAUGGCCCAACAAUCAUUUGUACUGCUUCAUAUGAAGGUCAACCUGCGGAUAAUGCUGCCCGUUUUGUUGACUGGAUAUCGACUCUCCAAGGUAGCGAGCUUCGAGGCGUCCGUUAUGCAGUUUUCGGUUGCGGAAAUAGCGAUUGGACCCAGACAUACCAGCGAGUACCUACGCUGAUCGACGAAAAGCUACAACAAAGUGGUGGAGAAUGUCUCCUUCCUCGAGGCGCAGGAGACAGCAGUAAAGGAGAUUUCUUCGAUAUAUUCGACCAGUUCACAAGGAACCUGUGGGCGACCUUAACGAAGGUCUACUCGACUGUACACUCUGAGUCUAUGGAUUCCGGGUUCAAAGUUGACAUCGACUCUGGUGCUAACAGACCGGCUGCUUUGCGUCAGUCUGAUGCGGCCCUGGGUUGCGUUAUCGAAAAUCGCGUUCUGACAGCCCCUGGUCAUCCCGUUAAGAGGCAUAUCGAAUUCAAGUUGCCUGAAGGUUCAACAUAUCGAGCGGGUGACUAUCUCGCAAUUUUGCCUCAGAAUCCUCCUCGAAACGUUCGCAGAGUUCUUGCGCAUUUCGGCCUUUCCAAUGAACAAAGUGUUACGAUUUCUUCCAUCUCUCCAACGUUCCUUCCAGUGGACAAACCUGUCUCACUGACCGAAGUUUUGAGUGGCUACGUCGAGCUUUCACAGCCAGCUACCGCUCAAGAUCUGCGCACUUUGAUCGAUGCGACAACCGACGACGCCGUCCGGGCGCAAUUAGUCGAGCUUCAAGAGUCCUAUCAAAAGACUGUUCUCUCUCGCAGAAUCUGUGUCUUGGACCUUUUAGAAAAACACCCCAACGGAAUCAGUCUCGAUCUUGCCACCUACCUCCGUAUGCUUCCACCCAUGCGAAUAAGACAAUACUCAAUCUCCUCUUCUCCGUUAUGGAAUGCUGAGCAUGUCACGCUUACUGUGAGCGUGCUUGAAGCUGAAUCGUUGUCCGGAGAAGGAAAGACGUUCCUUGGUGUUGCGUCUAAUUAUUUGUCAGAGCUCGUUCCGGGAGAUCGGGUGCAGAUGUCUGUGCGUGCUUCUGCCGCUGCUUUCAGACUACCAGAGGAUCUCGAGAUACCGCUCCUCGCGUAUUGCGCGGGCUCAGGGCUGGCUCCACUGAGAGGGUUCAUACAGGAGCGAGCCUUGCAAAAAAUAUCUGGUCGAAAAGUUGGGAAGAUAUUGCUUUUCUUUGGCUGCCGUGAUCCCGAGGGAGACUAUCUUUAUUCAACGGACGACCUUGCGGAAUGGUCAAAGCUCGGCGUGGUUGAUAUUCGUCCUGCGUUUUCGAGGGUUCCAGAACGUUCGAAGGGAUGCAAGUAUAUUCAAGAGUACGGCAUUAACAUUUCUUUCUUAAAACUGUUAGCCAACUCAAACGCUUUCAGUCGAUUAUGGGCUGACAAAGAGGACGUUGUGGCCGCCUUCAAUGAUAAAGCUCAUUCUUUUAUUUGUGGUUCGAACCAGAUAGCGAAAGCAGUCAGAAAGCAAUCGGUAGAGAUUUUACGAUCCCUGCGACCCGAUUUGGACCAAUCCCAAGCCGUGAAAAAAUUAGAAUCGGUGCUGAAAGGACGUUUUGCCACGGAUGUGUUCGAUUAG